CCAUGUGCUUUUGUUGAACAUAUUUCAGUAAAUAUUUUCCCUGUUCCUAAGUUUUGUAACAUCAUGGGUGAUGUCGCCAAGGAAAACUUGCAAGAACAAAUUAAAGUGCAGGGUGAUGUAGUUCGUCAACUGAAAACUGCCAAGGCUCCAAAAGAGAAGAUGAAUUGACAGCUCCGCGUAAUCUCCUUUUAAAACCAAUAACUGUGGGCAUUCAAACAUCUCGUCACAAUGCGACUCAUUAGUUUGACUGCUCGCUUGGCUUCGUUUGGGAUGAGGGUUGGAAGGUUUCAAUCUUCUUGUGCUCAAUAUUCUAAUUCAGCUCUAACGGUUCAUCAGAUUGAUGAAGAAGUUGCAAAGCUAUUGGCUCUGAAAGCCAAAAUCACCACUGAUGAUGCUCCCCAUAAGUUUACCCUUAAAACCCCAAAGGGUACAAGAGACUACAAUCCUCAACAGAUGGCACUGCGUCAGGAAGUCCUGGCUAAGAUUGUUGAUGUCUUUAAACGCCAUGGCGCUGAGACUAUAGAUACUCCCAUUUUUGAACUCAAGGAAGUUCUUACUGGAAAAUAUGGUGAAGAUUCUAAACUAAUUUAUGAUCUGGCAGACCAAGGAGGGGAACUUUUAUCCCUUCGGUAUGACCUCACAGUGCCUUUUGCUCGCUAUCUGGCUAUGAACAAGAUUUCCAACAUUAAGCGAUACACAAUUGCCAAGGUUUAUCGCAGAGACAACCCUGCCAUGACUAAAGGCCGUUUCAGGGAGUUCCUGCAAUGUGAUUUUGAUAUCGCUGGCCAAUAUGAUCCCAUGCUGCCUGACAUUGAAUGUGUCAGGAUUGUAUCUGAGAUUCUCAAUGAUAUGCAGUUGGGGUCAUUCAAAGUAAAAGUGAACCACCGUCAAAUUCUUGAUGGAAUGUUUGAGGCAUGUGGAGUGCCCAAUGAUAAAUUCCGCACAAUUUGCUCAUCUGUGGACAAACUUGACAAGACACCAUGGGAAGAAGUCCGCACUGAAAUGAUUCAUGAAAAGCAGCUUGAUCCGGAAGCGGCUGAUAGGAUCGGUGAAUAUGUGAGGCUUAAUGGAGGAUUGGAAUUAGUAGAACAACUCCUGGCAGAUCCUAAGCUUAAGACUUCCAAGGCUGCACAGGCAGGACUUGAGUCCAUGAAGCUCUUCUUGAACUAUGCAAAGCUUUACAAGGUGGACAACAUCACUUCAUUUGAUUUAAGUCUUGCUAGAGGUCUGGACUAUUACACUGGUGUAAUUUAUGAAGCUGUGUUGCUUGGUGACGGUGACGGUGAUGUGGGAGUUGGCAGUGUUGCUGGUGGGGGCCGCUAUGACAAUCUGGUUGGAAUGUUUGAUCCAAAGAACAGAGCAGUUCCAUGUGUGGGUGUUAGUAUUGGUGUUGAACGCCUCUUCAGCGUGAUGGAGGCUAAACAUGCAGCAUCAGGCUUCAAACAACGAACCACUGAAGUCCAAGCUUUUGUUGCGGUUGCUCAGAAGAAUUUAGUCCAGGAUAGAAUGAAGAUUUGUUGUGAACUGUGGGAUGCUGGUCUCAAGGUUGAACACUCUUACAAAAACAACCCCAAAUUGCUGGCUCAACUGCAGUACUGUGAGGAGUCUGGUAUACCUUUAACAGUGAUUAUUGGUGAAUCAGAAUUAGCUCGUGGCAUUGUCAAGCUCCGAGAAGUAGCUACUCGCAAAGAAGUUGAAGUUCCAAGAGACAAACUGGUGGAAGAAAUUUGUGCGUGGUUACAGACCAACAAAGCGUCAUUCCCAGUUCUUCCUACUAAUGGCACACAGUGAAAACUAUUAAUCACAAUGCAAGACAAUAUAAAUUUUUAUGAGCGAAAUUUUGUAUUUGAUGCAUUUUGUCCAGUCUUAGUUGUGAUAUACCUUUAAAAGACUGACAUGAACUGAUUUUUAAAUUUUUAAUUUGGCAUUUCUACUUAGUGAGCCAUUUUUUUUUUCAUUUCCUUGUAAAAAUCUCCAAAAAUGGUCUUAUAGCACUUCCAGCUUCUAUCUGGACUCUGUUAAAACCUACAAAAAUCUAUGAACAAGCCUUCAAUGUGUGCACCAAAGAUCAACUCUUGCCAAAGGUCUCCCUACUACCUCUGUUAUCAGUGAAAUCCUAACUUUCUGUUUGAUAUCUUUUUGCCUUGUGGAAAAGAUGUAAGAGAAUUUCGCAUAUUUGAUUGCUUUGUAUGCUUACACUAUUAUAUUCAUGAUACCACAUUUCCACUCCUUCUUUACUCUUGUCAAACAUAGGCAACAGGAGGUUGCUAUAGGUGUUGUCUGCCUUCUUGGUCAGCUAAACCGUAUAUUGCAAUAAUAAUAAUAAUUUUCUUAGCUAUGCUAAGUCAAAAUUACAUACUUUCAUCUGUGAUUUUAUCUAAAGAAAGUCUUUGUUGUCUAAGUUUUAGCUGGCAUCGCUUGGAAUGUGUGCAUGUGUAUUGAAUAGAAUAGCAUUAAUAAGAGCUGAUGUCUUACAUGUAAGAUUUUGUUCUGACCUGUGAUCAUGAGCUGGAGUGGAUCAAUGACAGUAUUUAUUUACUAUUUGGCUUCAAUUCUGAAUCCCCUCGACAAUGUAGAAUAUUGAGGAAAAAGAUGAUCCACACUGUAACAGAAUAAAGUUGCCUAGAUAGUGCAUAUUUGGUGGCAGUGUUCCUGUAAUUUAAUCUUACUGUUCAUAUUAUUUCAAAUUAGUUUUGUGCUAUUUCUUUAAAAAUUAAAUUUAUCCUACCUAUUCUGCAAAAAAGUAGUUCUAGUUUCUGGGUACAAUGUCAACUUAAGUGUCCUUUUAUAUAUUAUUUGUAUUUUUCCAAUAUUGAUGAAAGGGUGGUACGUGGUCUUCAACUUUCAGUAGCGCUCUAGCUUUAAGUAAAGUGAUACUUAUGUAACUGGCAGACCCAGUGAAUAUUGGUGAUGUGAACUCCAAGCAACUUUAAAUGUAUAAUCAUGAGAAAUUAGUUCAUAUUGCCGAGGUCACAAGAACUGAAUACUCAUUAUUUAACUCUGCUGUGAAGGUAGAUUCUGUCUCAAUUUCAUGUGGUUGACAAACCAAAUGGUGCUAAGUUAUUUAUUCCAACAUAAUACCUCCUCAAUCUACUGUAUGCACUCUUUGCUAGGUUAUUAUAUAUUUUAUUUCUGUCGCACUUGGGUUAUGGAUGCUCUGCGCUCCUAUGCUUAUUUGCAGCUCUGGAGUACCAUUUUUGUUGAAUUUGGAGUGAUCUGGGGUAGGAAUCAAUGUUACCCAAUUCUUCUUGUAUUCAUGAUUCAUUUAUCAGUUAAGAGGAUUGAAAAUAUAACUAUUUAUUUAUUUAAUUUUAUUGAUUUUGUAGUUAGAUAAUUUUGUCUCAUCACAAAUGAUUAGUUGUUGACCUUUCCCCAACUGUAAAAGUUUGCUAAUAAAGCCCCAUAUUUUUUCCUGA
Molecule: messenger RNA, 3416 nt
Organism: Thrips palmi
Lineage: Eukaryota; Metazoa; Arthropoda; Insecta; Thysanoptera; Thripidae
Gene: HisRS
Product: histidine--tRNA ligase
Exons: 8
Coding region: 229-1791 (520 amino acids)
Biological process (GO): mitochondrial translation; histidyl-tRNA aminoacylation
Cellular component (GO): mitochondrion; cytoplasm
Molecular function (GO): histidine-tRNA ligase activity; ATP binding
Source: RefSeq, a predicted model, not a curated record